Molecule: messenger RNA, 2280 nt
Organism: Archocentrus centrarchus (flier cichlid)
Lineage: Eukaryota; Metazoa; Chordata; Actinopteri; Cichliformes; Cichlidae
Gene: crfa4
Product: cytokine receptor family, class I receptor 4
Exons: 9
Coding region: 201-1739 (512 amino acids)
Biological process (GO): cytokine-mediated signaling pathway
Cellular component (GO): external side of plasma membrane
Molecular function (GO): cytokine receptor activity; protein binding
Source: RefSeq, a predicted model, not a curated record
GCGGAAAGCACAUCAGCACCGAGCAGCGGCAGCAGCAGCUGUAAGAACAGCUCCCGGCUUUUCGUGCGGAGUUCAUCCCGACUAUCCGCUCCAUCUGCGGGCUACCGGCCGGUCCUGUUCCCGGUGUGGGUUUGUGUGUUAGGAAGCCCGCCACAGCAGGCGUUAAAGCGGCUUACUCCAGGUUAACAGACGGCUGCGAGAUGUUGUGGCUGCUGCUCUGUCUGCUUCCUCCAGUGAGCUACGGCAGGAUCGCUCACACAGCAAGACACAACCACGAGGCGACCGGUGGCACCAUGAUGAGGCCUCACAUCUACUUCUGCCGCUCGCCCAACAUGGAGGACUUCACCUGCUGGUGGCAUCCGCUCAGCAACCUGACAGACGGAGAGGAGGUCACCUACAUCCUCACCUACUCCAAAGAGAAGGAGACCAAACAUGAAUGUCCAGACUACAUAACUGGCGGCCCAAACAGCUGCCACUUCGACAGCAGCCACACGUCUAUAUGGACGGUGUACUGUAUGACUGUGACUGCCGUCACCGCCCACAGAAACUACACCUCCAAGCAGCACUGCCUGGAUGUGGCAGAGAUAGUUCAGACUGAAACACCGGUCAACCUGACCUACAACCUGACGGACGCCGGCGGUGAUGAAAUGGCCCACAACGCCCUGAUCUCCUGGACCUACCCGGUGCCCGCCCACGUGCAGUAUGGUUGGAUCACGCUGGUCUAUGAGCUGCAGUACAGACGUGUCACUGAGCCCGACAACUGGAAGGUGAAGCAUCCUCUGCGUGAGCCUCAGGUGGAGCUGCUCGGACUUCCCGUCGAUGACUACAUGGUCCGAGUUCGCUGCCGCGCACAGCAUUCCAAGCUGUGGAGCGACUGGAGCUCCACACUGUUGAUGAGCAUCCCCCCGAGGUCGUCUGCAAGUAAACUGCUGGUGCUGAUCCUGGUGACUGGAGUCGGCGUUGUGGCUCUGCUUGUUAUCACCUUUAGUAUCGUUCUUCAGAGCAAGAGAAUAAAAGAGUACUUCCUGCCACCUAUUCCAAAGCCGCGGAUCAUCGGCAUUGACCCACUGCUUCUGAAGAAGGGGAACUUGGAUGAAAUCAACCGUCACUUCAGUAACUUCCACAGCUACAGGCCUCCAAGCUACUCUGAGGAAGUCUGGGACCAGGUGAGCGCUGAUGACAUCUAUCUCACCACACCGAAGGACAGCAGCAACCUGUGCAACACCACAGAAUCAGAGAGGGACACCUUAAUAGUUCCCUGUAACCCGACGCCCUCAGAACUGCUCACAGCCCCAAACCCGACGUCAUACGUGCAGAGUGUGCCGCCCUACUGCUCCAUGCCUUCAGAAGCCUUCGCCCCGUCUCUGAAUGUUCCUUCCCCUUGGCCAAUGCCAGAGAUCGUUUCGCUACCUGGAACAGAUUACAGCAUGAUGGAGCAUCCCAGCCUUCCCAACACCAUUCCCGCUCGAGACCUCACUUUUAGCACCAGCCACUCACCGCAGGACUUCUACACCUGCGUCCAGCUCUUGAAUGAAAGUGGGGAAGUGCAUCUGGUGCCGUGCUUGCCGCCGCCGUACUGCCGGGAGUUCCCGCCUCUGCCGAGGGCCAGUUUAGAUGCUGCAGAGAAGGACAAGAAGAAGGCAACCAACCACCAAACUAGGAAGAAUGAUGGCGGCAACUCUGAGAAGAGCGAAGCGGCGGUCCCUCUGCUGCCCGUUGCUGUUGACAACAGCGGCUGAGUGACAGGAAGUAGACCCAAAUACUUUGAAAAAAAUGCAUCCAACACGGAGACUUUUAACAGAUGCAAAAUGAAAUCUGCCGUAACCUGCUGGUUUGACUGGAAGCUGAUCCUGUUCUGUUCUGUCCCAUGCUGUCCAAGCUUCAAAGAAGAAGAACACCUGGUUGACUUCACAACAGGAAGUGAACCUGCAGACUCAAAGAGCCUUUUUUUUUUUUUAGCUUGUUAACGUCCUGAUCUAGUAUUGGAAACUAUUCAACAAACUGUGGACCAACAAUACUGAUGCAAUAAAGAACAUGGUGUUUAGGUGACCAACCAACCUUUGGGCCCUCACAGCUUUUAAAUUUAUGAUUCCACAUGCAGUAUGCUGGAGAAGAAAUCAAAACAUAAAAGAAAGGAAAAAAAUCUAAACUCAAGUAUGCCAUCCAUAACAGCUGGAUUUCCUGAUGAGAUUAACAUUAAAACCUAUGAUUUAUGGGUAAUGAAGUUCAUCAAACUUGAAGAAAGCUGCACCUGUAAAUAAAAGAAUAUAAAGCUUCUCA